AUGGACCUACCACCAAGUGAUUCUGCUUGCGAGAGCGAAGACUAUUUGCCAGGCGAGGUGGAGAAACAGGCGAACGAGCAACUCGAACGCGAAUUGCAGCCAAUCGAAACAUACAAGGAUGCUCGGAAUUUGGUGCGUCAGAUGAGUGUGUCAAAGUCACUAUCUCUCCGAGUUAUGUGCAAAAACUGGGAUCCUGCUGCUGCAUUUCGGGGGCUGUAUCAGAACUGA
Penicillium canescens is the source of this 228-nucleotide messenger RNA. RefSeq lists its product as uncharacterized. Bases 1 to 228 code for a protein of 75 amino acids. The transcript has a single exon. Lineage: Eukaryota; Fungi; Ascomycota; Eurotiomycetes; Eurotiales; Aspergillaceae. The record is from RefSeq and is a predicted model, not a curated record.